AUGGAUGAAACUGGACCAUCUGUAUGGGAUCGUUUAAUAGCUGAAAUUGAUCAAAUUAUAUCAACUCAACAUAAUCAAACAUUUGCUAAUGCAUUACAACGUUUAUUAGAAAAUGUUAAUAUAUUACGAACUAAUUUACAUAAUCAAACAACACCAAAUGCACCACAAGUUGCAUUAAAUAAUGUUUUAAAUAUAAUUAUUUAUAAUUUACUUGAACAUUAUACAUUACAAUCACAAACACAAGAUGGUGAAAAUUUAGAACGUUUUAAAAAUGUUCAUAUGAGUGUAUUAAAAUUACUUGUUGAAAUACGUUUACAUAUGUCACUUAUUAAUAAACAAUUAACUAAAGCAUGGUUAGAAUGUCCUAAUGAACUUAAAUUUAAUGUUUAUGCUGUUAAUCAAUUAUUACGUAAUCGUCUACUUGAUAUACGUCAAAUGGAUACACAUGUUGCACAAUUAAUUGAUUCAGGAAAUAAUCCAGCAUUACAUUUUGCUGUUAAUUUUCUUCGUAUUUGUGUUAUUGAACAACCAUGUUGUGUUGAUAGUGAUAUAUCAUCAAUACUUGAUUCACUUCAUCGUAUAUCAUUAAUUGGUAAACAACCAGCUGAAGCUGUACGAGAUUUACUUGAAAUAAUACGUUUAAAUUAUACAUCAUUAACAACAAAUAAUGAAACAAAUUCAACAAAUGAUACAAAUACACAAUCAACAGCUAAAAUUGAUAAAUUAGCUAUUAUAUCAUUAUCAGUUAUAAGUAAUGGUCAUAAAUAUUUAACAUCAAAUGAUGAAAUUGAAACAACAACAAUAGCUAAUAAAGCUAAACAUAUAUUAAGUGAUUGGGUUACAUUAACAAUGACACAAACAAAUCGUAUUAGUCAACAACAAUCAUUUCAAGGAGUUUUUAAUCAAAUGAAUAUGCAAGGUUUAUUUCGUUCCGAUGAUACAAUAGCUAAAUUUCUUCGUAUGACAAUUCAAUUAUGUGUUAAUAGUGUUUAUGAUAUAAUUCGUCAAGCACCAUCCAUAACAUCAUCAUCAUCAUCAUCAUCAACAACAACAACAACACAACAAGCACAUUAUACACGUUGUCAUCAAGGAAUUGAUUCACUUUGUCGUUUCUUAUCACUUUUAACAACACAUACAUCAGAUGUUAAUAAUUAUGGAGCACGAAUACAUUUAAUUAAUCGUAUAUUAGGAAUUUUAGCUGCACAUUGUUUUGCUGAUCAUGAAGAACAAGGUGAUCAAUUUCAUCCAUUGGCAUAUCAAAGAAUUAUUCUUAAUCUAUUUCAAGAAUCUACAGCUGCUGUCACAUCAACUAUGUCAAAUACAACACCAGGUGUUGAUGUAUCAUCUGCAAAUGAAUAUGUAAUGUAUUAUAUUUAUUUGGCAUUUACAAAUUGUUUACAUCUUUUACGUCCACAACGUGUACCGGGUUUUGCAUUUGCUUGGCUUGAAAUAGUUGCACAUCGAACAUUUAUGUCACGUUUAUUAUUAUCAAGUGGUCGUUUUAUACGUCAAACACAUAAUAUGUAUGCAUUAUUACUUGUUGAUGCAUUACGUUUAGUAACACCAUUUAUACGUUCAGGUGAACAUGCACAAUCAUUUCAAGUUUAUUUUAAAGGUAUAUUAAAAACAUUUAUGUUAUUAUUACAUGAUUUUCCAGAAUUUUUAUGUGAACAUUAUUAUCAAUUUUGUGAUGCAUUACCAUUAAUAGCACAUCAAUUACGUAAUAUUGUUUUAUCUGCAUUUCCAAAACAUAUGCGUUGUCCUGAUCCAUUUUUGGUUAAUUUUAAAGUUGAUAUGCUUAAUGAUAUAUCAAUUGUACCGGUGAUAGCUUAUAAUUUUUCACAAAAUAUUCAACCACCAAAAUUUAAACAAAAUCUUGAUUCAUAUUUACGUACACGUGCACCAGUUACAUUUUUAUCUGAAUUACGUUCAUAUUUACAACAAGGUGCUGAUCCUGGUUCACAUUAUAAUAUAAGAAUGUUAAAUGCACUUGUUUUAUAUGUUGCAACACAAGCAUUAUCAACAUUAAAUAAUAAAACAAAUGGACAACCAUUAAUGUCAUCAAUAACACAUUCAGCACAUAUGGAUAUAUUUCAAAAUUUAGCUGUUGAUUUAGAUACUGAAGGACGUUAUAUAUUUUUAAAUGCUAUGGCUAAUCACUUGCGAUAUCCAAAUACACAUACACAUUAUUUUAGUUAUACACUUUUAUAUUUAUUUGCUGAAGCAAAUUCUGAAGCUUUACAAGAACAAAUUGUUCGAGUUUUACUUGAAAGACUUGUUGCUAAUCGUCCACAUCCAUGGGGUUUAUUAAUAACAUUUCUUGAACUUGUGCGAAAUCCUAAUUUGAAAUUAUGGUCUCGAGAAUUUAUGAGUAUUUCACCAGAUGUUAAACGGUUACUAACAACACUUACACGUGGUUUUCCUCAUAUUCCGAAUGCUCCACUAGGUACUCAACAACAACAACAAACUGCCAUUGUUAAACCCUAGUUAUUAAUUAAUUCAUCAUAUCGAUUUGGUUAUUGUAUUCGUUAUUAUUCAAUAAAUCAUCAAUUAAAAUGGCCAUCAUCACAUGUUCGUCAAACAUUUAUAGAUUAUUUUACAAAACAUUCACAAAUUUCUCAUAUAAUUAUUCCAUCAUCAUCAGUUAUUCCACCAAAAGAUUCAGGAACAUAUUUUGUAAAUAGUGGAAUGAAUCAAUUUAAAAAUAUAUUUCUUUCACAACAAGAUAAAAUUUUACAAAAAUGUGUUGUUAAUUAUCAAAAAUGUAUUCGUGUUGGUGGAAAACAUAAUGAUUUAUCGGAUGUUGGACAUGAUACAUAUCAUCAUACAUUUUUUGAAAUGCUUGGUAAUUGGUCAUUUAAUAAUACAUAUUUUAAACGUGAAGCAUGUACAAUGGCAUAUGAUUUAUUAACAAGAAUAUAUGGUAUUGAUAAAAAUCGUUUAUUUUUUACAUAUUUUAAUGGAGAAAAUAAUUUUAUUCAACCAGAUUAUGAAACAAAACAAAUUUGGAUUGAUUUAGGAAUUAAUAUAGAAAGAAUUUUACCAUUUGGAAUGAAAGAAAAUUUUUGGGAAAUGGGUGAAAUAGGACCAUGUGGUCCAUGUACAGAAAUACAUUAUGAUCAUACAGGUCAAGGAGAUCCAUUACAAGUUAAUAGAGAUAAUCCACGUGUUGUAGAAUUAUGGAAUCUUGUUUUUAUGCAAUAUGAACGACGACAAGAUAAAUCUUUAAUUCCUUUAACUAAUUUUCAUGUUGAUACUGGUAUGGGUCUUGAACGUCUUGUUGCUGUUCUUAAUUCAUUAGAAUCAAAUUAUGAUACUGAUUUAUUUACUCCACUUUUUGAUACAAUUCAUUCAUAUUGUCAUUCAUCAUAUUCAAUUCCUGUUUAUUCUCAAGCAAAUAAAACACAACAAUAUGCAUAUCGUUUAUUAGCAGAUCAUGCACGAAUGUUUACAAUAGCUAUUGGUGAUGGUCUUAUACCUGAAAAGAAAGGUAUUGGUGGUUUAUUAAAAAAAAUGAUUGAACGUGCAACACGUAUUGCUUAUGAAUAUUUACAUAUUGAUGAAGAAAAUAUUACUAUAUUAUCAAAAUUAAUUCCUAUAGUAACAAAUAUUCUUUCACAAGCAUAUCCAGAUUUAAAUGAAAAAUUAAAUCGUACAAUAGAAAUUGUUAAAUAUUGUGAAUUAAAUUAUAUGAAAAAAUAUCAAUUAGCUAAACCAUUACUUGAAAAAUUUAUUCAAGAUAAAAUUCAAAAAUCAGAUUAUUUUAUAUCUGGUAAUGAUAUUUAUCGUUUAUAUGCUGGUAAAAUAAAUAAUAUAAAUGUACCAUUAGAAAUGAUUGAAGAUUAUAUACGUUUAUUUCCAUUAAUUAAAAUUGAUUGGUUAAAUUUUGAUGAAUUAAUGCGUGAAGAAACACGUAAAAGUAAAUUAUUUUCAAUAUAUAAUAAAACAAUAAAAACAAAUGAAAAUAUAUCUCAACAUUCAAUUGAUAAAAUAUUUGAUUUAAUUAAACAAAAUUCAUUAUUAAAAAAAACAAUUGAUGAACCAUAUAAAUAUCAAGCUGAUAAAUCAAUAAAUGCAGAAGUAGAAUUAAUUAUUCAAAAUAAUAAUAAUAAUAAUCAAUUAGAUAUUGUUCAAUCAAUUAAUAAAAAUUUUAAAUAUUAUAUACUUCUUAAUCAAACAAAUUUUUAUUCAACUAGUGGUGGACAAUCAUCUGAUCAUGGAAUAAUUGAAUUUUCGAAUAAUCUUAUUUUUCAAAUCGAAAAUGUUUUUCGUCUUCAUGAAUAUAUUAUUCAUUAUGGUUAUUUUUUAGAAAAUGGAAAUAUUAAUGAUAAAAAUGUUCGAUGUCAUGUUGAUAUGAAACGAAGAUUAAAUUUAAGUCGAAAUCAUACAACAACACAUUUAGUUAAUAAAGUCUUACGAGAAUUAUUAAAUGAUCAAAAUUUAAUACAAAAAGCAUCAUUAAUACAUGAAGAUUAUUUUAUUUUUGAAUAUUCAUCAACUAAUACAAAUGCAACAAAUAACAUUUUUGAAGAACUUGAAAAACGUAUCAAUGAAAUUAUUCAUCUCAAUCUUCCAAUAUCUAUAAGUUCAUAUAAUUAUAAUACAAUUCGUUCUGAUACAAAUAUUUAUCGUUUAUCAAAUGAACAUUAUCCAUCUGAUGUACGUUGUGUUAAUAUUGGUUCAACAUAUUCACGUGAAUUAUGUUGUGGUACACAUGUAUCAUCAACAAAUGAAAUAGAAGAUUUUCUUAUUGUUCGUGUUGAUUCAAAAGGUCAAAGUAAUAAACGUCUUUAUUGUUUAACUAGUUCAUAUGCUAAAAAUAUACGUAAUUUAUUUAAAAAUGAAUUUGAAAAAAAAUUUCAUUAUCUUGAACAAAAUCAAUAUCAAAUAACAUUAGAUGAAUUAUAUAAUGAAUGUCGAAUAUUACGUGAAAUUUAUCUUGAUGAAAAAUCUUUAUUAUUUCCAUUUAAUCAACGUUUUAAUUAUUUAAAUCGUUUAUAUAAAAUAAUGCCAGAAAAAAAAUUUCUACGAAAAUAUUUAUUAAAUCAAAUAAAUAAUGAUUUAAAAAAAAAUUUUAUUCAUUCAUAUGUUGAUUUACCAAUAUAUGAUAUUGGUUAUAUGUUAUUACGUUAUGAUGAUGAUAAUCAUCUACGUAAACAUCAAUCAUAUGUUAUUUAUAUUAAUUUUUAUCAACAAAUUAUAAUAAUCUAUUUAAAAAAUCCACGUCAACGUAAUCAAUUAAUUGAAUAUAUGAAAAAUCAUUAUCAUAUGAAUAUAUUAACAAAUUUUGAAAAAUAUGAUCAACAAACACGAGAUUUAUUUACUAUAACAAAAAAAUUAGUUGUUUUUCAAUCAAUACAUAAAGAUAGAUUUGAUAAAAUGAAUUUUCAACAAAUGUGUGAUGAACUUUUUUCAACUGUUUUUUAG
Rotaria sp. Silwood1 is the source of this 5427-nucleotide messenger RNA. The record is from the annotation of a GenBank genome assembly. Lineage: Eukaryota; Metazoa; Rotifera; Eurotatoria; Philodinida; Philodinidae.